AUGGCGUCAUCUUUACUCCUCAGGAAUGCUACAGUGAUAAGUGUCGAUGAGAAGAUUGGCGUUAAGGAGAACUGUGACGUUCUAAUCGAAGAUGGUGUCAUUAAGGAGGUCGGACCAAACUUGAGCUCUGGGACCUCGGGAGAAUUGAUUGACUGCUCUCAUUGUUUGGUGUCGCCAGGGUUUGUCGAUACUCACCACCACAUGUGGCAGCAAUUGAUUCGUGGGGUGACGACUGACUGGUCGUUGGCGAACUAUCUUGAGCACAUUCGGCUGGUGUAUGGUAGUAUCUUCACUCCAGAGGAUGUAUACACCUCGAACCAUUUUGCGGCGUUGGACCUGAUCAAUAGCGGCGUCACGACAGUCAUCGACCAUUGUCACAUCCUGAACUCGUCGGCACAUAGCGAUGCAGCGGUCAAAGCUUUGAAGGAUGCUGGUAUUCGCGGGACCUGGUGCUAUGGAUUCUAUGAGAACCCCAGUCAAGCAGACCUUCCUGGAUCAAACCACACUGUAUCAACCCCAGCAGGCUUUGAUAAGGCUGCUCGCAGAGCUGACGCUAGGAGGGUCCGGCAACAACAUUUCCCGGAUAAUGAUCCCAAUGAGCAUCUGUUGACGUUUGGAGGAGCACCAGCGGAGGCGGAGGGCAUGAGUCCGGAAGCUCUGCAGGAGGAAAUCGACUUCUUUCGGAGUAUCGGGGCCCGGGUCACCACGAUGCAUGUUUCAUUGGGCAACUACGACUUCGACCAUCAAAUAGUCCAGCGGCUUGGAGACGACAAAUAUCUUGACAAAGACCUCUUGUUCAGUCAUGGGUCCUCCUUCACCGACUCGGAGAUCAGUCUUAUCGAACAGUCUGGGGCGGGCAUCUCAUCGACGCCCGAAACUGAGCUUCAGAUGGGCAUGGGCCACCCCGUGGCAUUCAAGGCUGCGGCAGCUGGGUGCCACGUCGGCCUCGGGAUCGACAUCACGAGCAAUCAGAACAACGACAUGCUUGCAGUCAUGCGUCUUCUGCUUCAGGCGGAGCGGGGGCGGCGGCACCUUGAAGUACUGGGUCAGGCACCUCCUCCAUAUGACAUUCAGCCCAAGUCCGAAGAGGCGCUGUACAUGGCAACCAUGGGAGGAGCCAAGUCGAUUGGCCUCGAUCAUCUCAUAGGCAGCAUCACACCCGGCAAGAGAGCAGAUCUCAUCAUCACUCGAUGUGACGACAUGAACGUGGUGCCCGUAACCCACCCGGUAGGAGCUCUCAUGUUCAACGCUCACGUUGGCAACAUUGACACUGUCUUGAUCGACGGCAAAGUAAUGAAGAAGGAUGGCCAGGUUCUGAAUGUUGACUGGCCGAAACUGCGGGACGAGGUACGGCAAAGGAGCGCCAGGAUGUUGGAAACCCACUCAAAAGCGCCGCUUCCGUCGAAGAACAUGUGGACGAAGGUGACGGAAUUGUGA
Messenger RNA from Exophiala spinifera, 1437 nucleotides. RefSeq lists its product as uncharacterized. Bases 1 to 1437 code for a protein of 478 amino acids. Lineage: Eukaryota; Fungi; Ascomycota; Eurotiomycetes; Chaetothyriales; Herpotrichiellaceae. Gene Ontology annotation, molecular function: hydrolase activity, acting on carbon-nitrogen (but not peptide) bonds. The record is from RefSeq and is a predicted model, not a curated record. The transcript has a single exon.